CUAGUCUGUCUUUGACUGGUAAAGAAUUUAAAUCAUCCAGCAUGAACUUGACAAAAUCGUCUGGCGGUGUUCGAAUGGUUGACGGGAAAAGAAUGAAAUGCGGUUGGCUGGAUUACAAUGAUUUCGUCCAGAUUCAUCUAAGUGACGCACAGAUGUGGACCAAGUUCACUGAAUUGCAUACGGCGCAGAUGAGAUAUCUUCGUUCCCUGAGUGACAGCUACGACAGAUGGCCGAUGUUGCAAGAGGGUGCCGUUGCAUGGAUAUCAUGGAAACGCGAGAACCUUCAAAGCGAAGUAGAUGGGGCUGAUACUAGGAUUACCGAGCGGAUUGCACAUCUGACUAAAGUUUCCCAGAAGCUCAUAGUUACAGCUGGUUUGGCCAUUCUGACUUCUAUCGCGGAAGCACAGAAAUCUACCUCCACAUACCGAAGUCUAAAGCGACUCAGCUGGAUAACGGUGAGUUCGAUCAACCGAUAA
Molecule: messenger RNA, 476 nt
Organism: Aspergillus ochraceoroseus IBT 24754
Lineage: Eukaryota; Fungi; Ascomycota; Eurotiomycetes; Eurotiales; Aspergillaceae
Exons: 2
Coding region: 42-476 (144 amino acids)
Source: RefSeq, a predicted model, not a curated record